Cutaneotrichosporon oleaginosum is the source of this 374-nucleotide messenger RNA. Its product is annotated as mitochondrial 54S ribosomal protein bL33m. NCBI's taxonomy places the organism in Eukaryota, Fungi, Basidiomycota, Tremellomycetes, Trichosporonales, Trichosporonaceae. The record is from RefSeq and is a predicted model, not a curated record. Gene Ontology annotation, cellular component: mitochondrion; ribosome. Gene Ontology annotation, molecular function: structural constituent of ribosome. Gene Ontology annotation, biological process: translation.
CGAGCUUCGAGAUUGCCCGGUUCAUCGUCCAGCAACAACAAUGGCCAAGGGAGCUAAGCAGAGGCGCAUUCUUGUGCGGCUCGUGUCUUCCGCCCUCACGGGCUUCUUCUACACCACUUCGCGGACACGACUUGCCGACAAGUUGCAGAUGAUGAAGUACGACCCGGUUGUCAAGAAGCGCGUCCUUUUCAUCGAACAAAAGAUCAAGUAGACGAAGCUUAUGCGCGGCCUGUAUGCAUAUACCCUCACUCCCAACCGCGCACGACCACGAGGAUAUCGCCGGUUACAAUCUGCGGGCCAGCGGGGCAAGUCAGAUCGAGGGCAGUGGCAGUGCGUGACCCCGGCCGGGGUGAAACGAUGAGUACGGUGAUGGG